AGAAACAUCUCUUUCCGUUUAGCCCCGAUAACAGUUCCGACGACACCCCCAACCACCCCUCCCUUACCAACCCCAGGAGGAGGAGGAUCAUCAUCAGACAGCGAUUGCGGAUCUAGACCGUCUAUGUCACGUAUUGUUGGCGGUAGCGCGGCUGAAAUAGGCAGCUGGCCGUGGCAAGCUAUGUUAGCCAGCCCUGGUGGAAGGCAGUUCUGUGGGGGAUCUCUUAUUGACGAAAAUUGGGUGUUGACGGCCGCCCACUGUGUGUACGGUUCUUCAGAAGAUCGUGUUGUUAUAAGGAUGGGUGCUCACAAAAUUACGGACAUCGGGCAAGAAAUUCAAGUGCAAAAAAUAAUUAAGCACGAGAAUUACAACCCUAAUAAUUUCCAGAACGACAUCGCACUACUUAAACUGACUGAAAGUGCGAAGAUCGACAAGGGUGUAGGACGCGUAUGCCUGCCUGACGCAAACCUGUCCCUAGUGCCGGGAAAGAAGUGCUACAUUACAGGAUGGGGAACGCUGCAAAGCGGGGGUGAACAGCCAGAUGAACUCCAAGAAGCGUCGGUACCGAUCGUAUCUCAUGCACAAUGUCAGCAGGCCUACGGAGGAAGCAUUCAUGAGUCCAUGAUCUGCGCUGGUCUUGACAUGGGAGGAAUCGAUGCUUGCCAAGGUGACAGUGGCGGACCUAUGGUGUGCGAAUUCAGUGGCAAAUGGUACCUCGAGGGGGCUACCAGCUGGGGGCACGGAUGCGCACUACCUAACAAGUUUGGAGUUUAUGCUAAAGUGCGUUACUUGAAAGACUGGGUCACAGACAAGAUGAAAAACAACUAGAAUGAAUACCUGACGUCCAUGUUAGACUACUGACGUACCACAAAUGAAAAAAAAAAUGUGUGUUUUCUUUGGGGUAGAAAUAAUAAAGGGAUAAGAAAAUA
Molecule: messenger RNA, 929 nt
Organism: Stylophora pistillata
Lineage: Eukaryota; Metazoa; Cnidaria; Anthozoa; Scleractinia; Pocilloporidae
Product: chymotrypsinogen A
Biological process (GO): proteolysis
Molecular function (GO): serine-type endopeptidase activity
Source: RefSeq, a predicted model, not a curated record